GACAAAAACAUUAAAAAAAAUGCGUACAUUGUGUAUUUGGGAGAGGCACCGCCGUUAAGAAGCAAUGCUAUUGUUCAUCAACACAACUUACUUUCUUCAAUAAUUAAAGAUGAGAGUAUUGCCCAACAAGCUAGAAUACAUAGCUACACCAAGAGUUUUAAUGCAUUUGCAGCAAACCUAUUGCCAGAUGAAGUUCAAAAACUUAAAGAGAACGAAAAUGUGGUGUCAGUAUUUCCUAGCAAAGUACGGAAACUUCAUACAACAAGAUCAUGGGAUUACUUAAGAAUGCCUCUCUCAAUAAAGAGAAAUCUUAAAAUUGAAAGUAAUAUUAUUGUUGGAGUAUUAGAUACAGGAGUUUAUAUGGGUGCUCCAAGUUUUAAUGACAAAGGAGUAGGACCUCCUCCAUCAAAAUGGAAGGGUAGAUGCCAAGUAGUAGGCAAGUUUACCGGCUGCAACAACAAGGUAAUAGGUGCAACUUUCUACAACAACGACCCCAAAUUUCCCCAAAGAAAGCCAUCCCCACUAGAUGUUGACGGCCACGGCUCUCACACUUCAUCCACCAUAGCAGGUGCCACAGUAGCAGGCGCAAGCUUGUACGGUUUAGGCAAAGGCACAGCUCGAGGUGGGGUUCCAUCAGCACGCAUUGCAAUGUACAAGGUGUGUUGGCCCGAAGGUUGCAGUGAUAUAGACCUUCUGGCUGGAUUGGAUGAUGCCAUUGAUGACGGAAUUGACGUGCUAUCAAUAUCUAUCGGUGAGGGUUCAAGUGGCUUCUUUGACGAUCCCAUUGCAAUCGGUGCCUUUCAUGCAAUGAAGAAGGGGAUUUUCAUAGCAUGUUCAGCGGGAAAUAGCGGCCCAUAUGUGUAUACAGUGCAGAACACAGCUCCUUGGAUAAUGACUGUUGGUGCUGCUAGCAUGGAUAUGGAGUUUAGGACUCCGAUUAAACUUGGAAAUGGCAAGGAAAAUGCUGGACUCUCCAUCAACACAUUUACACCAAAUAAGAAGAUGUACCCUCUAACCAACGCGGCAAUAGCAGCCGAUAGUACUUUAUCGCCAGGUUCAUCUCCCUGGUAUUGUGAUCAAGGGAAGCUAGACCAGAAAAAAGUCAAUGGAAAGAUUGUGGUAUGCAAAGAAGCAGCAAAUGAAACUUACAUCAAGUCUUUGGGUGGGAUCGGGGUGUUGAUAUCUGUCAUAGGGAAGAUAGAUACGAGCUUUACAGCUAUCAUCCCUAAAGCCAUUAUUGAUUUUAGUUUUGGUAACACAACUCUUACAUAUGUCAACUCAACCAAAGCCCCUCAAGCUAUCAUAUACAAGUCCAAAAGAGUUCCCAAUGUUGCUGCACCCUUUGUGGCUUCCUUUUCAUCUCGAGGUCCGACCAUACUCACUAGCACAAUACUUAAGCCGGAUAUAGUGGCACCUGGGAUAGAUAUACUUGCUGCUUACUCUAAACUUGCAUCAUUGACUGGAAGUCCUGAUGACAACCGGUUUGAUGUAUAUAAUAUAAUCUCUGGAACUUCAAUGUCUUGCCCUCAUGUGGCUGCUGCCGCUGCCUAUGUCAAAUCAUUCCACCCUGAUUGGUCUCCUUCUGCAAUCAAAUCGGCCCUAAUGACAACUGGUUAGUUCCCUUAAAUUCUCCCAUUUUAACUCAUGAUGUGUUAAAGAUUAGUGCCAUUUUACAAGAACCACCAUUUGAAUGGUGUCAAUUAGAGGUUGUUAGUG
Molecule: messenger RNA, 1716 nt
Organism: Quercus robur (English oak)
Lineage: Eukaryota; Viridiplantae; Streptophyta; Magnoliopsida; Fagales; Fagaceae
Product: subtilisin-like protease SBT4.15
Exons: 10
Biological process (GO): proteolysis
Molecular function (GO): serine-type endopeptidase activity
Source: RefSeq, a predicted model, not a curated record